GCCAGGGAACUCAGGGAUAGCGGAAUACUGAUUGUAGCAGAGAAUUGGCAUGUAGUGGGAUGAACAUGAUAGCUGUGUAGUUAUUAUGCUCUUGAGUGGUGUAUGCCUGAGUAUGUCUACUGGAUAAUUGCAUUACUCAAUCAGGAAUGUCUUUGAAAGCAUUACAGGCAUUGCAGCAAUAGAUUGUGCGCUACAGACGACCAUAGAACAGAUCCACCAUUUCUUAGAUUCGAUUUCAAUGAGAAUGACAGAUCUAUAACCCACAUUUCUAUGUGAAUUUGUCCAAAAAGGUACACAUUUCAGCUGUUAAUGGAACCGCACCCUAGCAGGCUAUUGUUGCAUCUAUUUUCUAUGCAAACUUUCUAAAUGUCGACAACAACAAAAAAAUCACUGGACAAGUUACCCGGAAACAUAGCUAAUGAUUCCACUCAUAGCAAGCCCACCCCAGUGAGUUCCUCCUAAGUGGUUUAUUGCGUUUUUCCUGGACACACCUACAAUUAUGCUCCAAGUGACAACGGCAAACUGAGACGGAGUUUUUGGUGGCGACACAGACAAGAGGCGCAGCUGGGUCAUUCACGUGUAAAAUAAUUACAAAACAGCUCUGCGUGAACUUUGAGGUAGAGAAACUUUCUCGGUGCUAGUAAUUUCGUUCGUGUGUCGGUCCGCUUGUUAUUUAUUUGCAGCUAUUCGGUAACACAUGGAGCGUCAGGACACUGUUAACGAUUGAGAGCACUUGGUGGAGGGAGAGAGAGUGGGCGUCCGCGAAUCCGCUUCUUGCCAGGGGUGUAAUCAUUAGUCAAACGUUUUGGAACGAAAAUCGUUUAUUCCAAACGGGAAACGGGAGUUUCUCAAUAGGCACAUUUAGGAAGGUCCUUCCCCGUUUCGUUCCAUUUUCUUCCGUUUGGUUUCUAGUGAAUACACCCCUGGCAACGCUCCGAAAUCACAAGUGAGACGCUCAAGCUAAACCAAACGUAAUCGAACUGAGACUUAACAUAUGGUUCAAACAGAGGACUUACUUCCCGGGACAGAGAACCGUUUGGAGCCGAAGUCAUGAAAGCACAGGUGGCAGAGUAACCGCAGGACAUCGAGUCUUUCCUCCAGACUCUCUGUCUCUCUCUCGUCUGUCUGUCUGUCUGUCUGUCUGUCUGUCUGUCUGUCUGUCUGUCUGUCUGUCUGUCUGUCUGUCUGUCUGUCUGUCUGUCUGUCUGUCUGUCUGUCUGUCUGUCUGUUUGUCUCUCUCCCCCUCUGUCUCUCUCUUUCUCUCUCUCCCCCUCUGUCUCUCUCUUUCUCUCUCUCCCCCUCUGUCUGUCUCUCUCUCUGUCUCUGUCUCUCUCUCUCCCAUUUCCCAUACCCGCUUGGCUUCCCUUCUGUGGUUCCCUACCUGCACCUAUAUCCCUCCUUCCUUCCAUCCGGCCAUCCAUCCUUCCUUGAGUCUCCCUCCAUCCGGCGGCGCUGCCAACAUGCGUCGGUUCAGCUCCGAGGGGUCCCUAUUGAAUAUGGACUUCCUGCCGUGGAAGAAGGUGGAGCUUAAGGACCAGAACUACCACAGCCGGGACGGGGAGUCAGGCACCUACACUCCCCACUUGGGAGAGGACGAACUGGAUGGGCGAACCACCUCUCUCCCCCCUACACCCAUCAUCCUGGAGCCUGAGGCCAGCCCUGGGAGAACACCGGGGAGGGGGGAGCUGGGCAAGGAGCACAGCGUCAGCGUGGAGAACGUCACAGAACUGGGGAGGCCAGAGGGUAAGGGUCAUCUGAGAGUGGUGAACCUCAGUGAAGGAUGCAGGGCGUACAGUGAUGGUCAGUUGGCGCCGGCGACUUCGGGGAGCAGCACAGAGAGCGUGGGCAGGCACGACCGGCCUCCGCCCUCUCCCUCGUACUCAACCUUUGACUCCAGCCCCUUUUCCUUCAAGUCACAGCAACGGUCCCACGCCAGAGCCAAGCUGUCAGCAGCCAAGCUACAUCUGAAGAGCCUGUUUGGGCAGAGUCCCCAUUCAUCACACUCCAACCUGUUUAACCCAGAACAGAAAGAGCCGGUAAGCUCAUCAACGUGCCCGGGCAUUGCAUUCCGAUGGUAAUACAAAGUCAGUUUGGGGUAUGUUUUGAUCUUCAACACUGAUGUCACACGGAUAUACUAAAAUAUCCUCGUCACUUCAUUGGUAUUCAGUAACUGUCUUAGCAAUCGCUCCGUACAUUUCCUCCACUGUGGCCAAUAGCACGGGGACGAGGUUUCUUUCAAAGAGGAAACUACGCAGGGAAUAGGGUGCCGUCUGGAACUACAAAGGGAAUAGGGUGCCGUCUGGAACUACAAAGGGAAUAGGAUGCCAUUUGGGACUACAGAGGGAAUAGGGUGCCGUCUGGAACGACAUAGGGAAUAGGAUGCCAUUUGGGACUACAGAGGGAAUAGGGUGCCAUUUGGGACUACAGAGGGAAUAGGGUGCCGUCUGGAACUACAUAGGGAAUAGGGUGCCGUCUGGAACUACAAAGGGAAUAGGGUGCCGUCUGGAACUACAAAGGGA
Molecule: messenger RNA, 2519 nt
Organism: Oncorhynchus nerka (sockeye salmon)
Lineage: Eukaryota; Metazoa; Chordata; Actinopteri; Salmoniformes; Salmonidae
Exons: 3
Coding region: 1461-2078 (205 amino acids)
Source: RefSeq, a predicted model, not a curated record